Molecule: messenger RNA, 1265 nt
Organism: Vigna radiata var. radiata (mung bean)
Lineage: Eukaryota; Viridiplantae; Streptophyta; Magnoliopsida; Fabales; Fabaceae
Exons: 1
Coding region: 422-772 (116 amino acids)
Source: RefSeq, a predicted model, not a curated record
ACAAAUUAUACACGUAACCUGCAGAACAGGAACAGUAUCUUGGCCUAAAAUGUGAAAAACCGGAAGCAGAAUUCCGAUUUGAUCUCUGUGAACUAAAGUGCGGAAACAACGAAUCCGCCAACUACCCUGUUUUGUUUCCACGUGUAGAACGCUCUUAAUUUUAAUUUUGCGAAAGUCACUCUAAAGCAUGGUCUGUAUAGCCAAUCCCACACCUCUAAACUUGGUCAGCAAGCCCGUCAUAUGACUCUUUAAAGUCAUCCUCCACUUCAAUGCUCAUUGGUCCAUCGCUUACCAUUUUUCCAUACCAAAAUCACUCUAAAAGUAGUUAUGAUUAGGUAGUUUCGCACCAAUUUAACUGCAUUCCUGUCUUGUUUAUAAAGAUUGCAUCAACUAUCUUAUCAACCACCAAGAGCUUCCCACCAUGUCAUUUUUCUGGUUCUCUAGCUUGGUCCGUUUGCACUUCACAUGGCCUAUGGUAACCUAUGCCGCCACUUGGAUAACGCUUCUGACGUUGACGGCGGCAGUGGCUUCUAUCUCACCGCAGGUGGCGUUUGUCUCCGCCAUAUCCCCCUCCUCUUCGUUCUCUCAGAAGUGCAGCAGUGAUGGGUCCAUUAGAAUGCCCUUGGAUGUUCCAGGAAACAUCCUGUGUUUUCCUCCUCACAUGUUCGUGAAGUCCAAGGUUGACCUAAUCGUUCCACCCGUCUUUGCAGCAGCCAUUGUAGCGGCUUCUGCUUGCGUGCUGCGAGCUGCGGGCUUGUGGGAGCAUGAUUAAACUCGUUGAGAUGAAAGCUAACUGGGUAUUCCUCUUAGAAUCAGAUCGUAAUUCGAGAUGGGUCAUAUCAAUCUGACACAAAAGAAUUAACAAAAUUCGAUUAUGUGUCACCUGAAAUUUGACCCAGAUCACAGAUUUCGAUAAUUUGUUGUUGAGAAGAGCUUCUGAUGAACACGGCCUGACGUGGCGAUUGGCUGUGAAAUUGAGCUAAACUGUUUCCUUUUGUAUAUAUGAGAUUAUUUAUUUUUUAAAAUCCACACAAGAUUGUCAAAUGUUAGCAAUGAUGUGUUCGUAAUAGAUUUCUGAAUUAUUUAUCUUUCGGGUAUGCCAAUCAUCUGGGGAGUUAGAUUGAGGACGAUGAUCAAUCUUAUUUUCAGUUAAAGCAAGUACUUCAUUCAAUGCUAACGGUGAAUAAUUUUCUGAAGCUGUUAUUUUCAUUUCAAGGAAUAAAAAUGGCAAAGAUUGCUGUAAUAAAAUGAAAUGCUAUUUUAAA